AGGUCUUCAUCCCCUCCACGCAACCCCUCCCAUCCGCAAUUUACAUGUCAAGAUAGCGCCUGCUCUGUCUUUACCCUUCGCCCAUCAGAAACCCUAGCACCGUCGCACUGCGGCCGUUCCUCCAUCACGACGACGCCGUUUCCUCUUCGUCUUCUCCUUCAGAAUCACUCAGAUUGCGCUGCUUUGCUCCUCAUCUUCCCCAAAUCCUUAAUUUUGAUCCCGAUCGGUUUCUCCUAACCUUAUUUCUGUCUUACAAAUUACUAUUGAAGGCUGUGAAGCAAUGGAAGCAAUUGAAGCGAUUAGCAAGCCGAUCUUUGAUUUCUUGAUUGCACCGUGGGUUACGGAGCUGUCCUUUUGAGGAUUGAGGAAGGAUUUGAAAAUUAUCUUUGAUGGGUUGGCUUCUAACAAUGGUUGGAGCUAGAGUUCUGUCUUAAUUUUGUUUUCGAGCUUUUGGAUUCAGACUUGCUGAUAGUUAUUGGUCUAGUAGACAGAAAUGGACCCAAAGAUCGCAAAGGCAUUGGAUAGUGGUCGUAGAGUUCUGCUCGACUUAAAGAGAAAGCGGGCAACUCGGUAUGCUGCAAAUUGUCCUGGAGCUACCCACAGAGCGUUACCACAGAGGCCGAACUUGAAUAAGCUUGGCAAGCGAAGGAAAUUGCAUGGAAGCAAAAGCAAGCUCAUGAGCUGUGGACCUCGUUUUAGACGAUCCUUGCUUGCAUCUUAUUCAAAUUUUGCAAGGAGCAGUGUGCCACAGCGUCUGAUGUUUUAUCAGAAUGGUGAAUGGACUGAUUUUCCUCGGGAUCUUGUUGACUUGGUUAGGAAAGAUCUACAGGUGAAGAAGGCAGCUAUGAACAUCAAAUCACAAGGUGAACAUUAUUUGCUAGAUUUUUUGCAUAUGUUCCGUUUGGACUUGAAGACUGGCCUACAGCAACCUAUUGCUUGGAUUGAUGAAACUGGUAGUUGUUUCUUUCCUGAAAUUUAUGCUGAGGAGGAUGAUGAGCCAAGUUGGAACUGCCUACCUGAAGGUGUGAAAGAUCUGGAACCCUGGGUUGAAGAUCAUUGUGGGUCGCAUGAGAUUAGACUGCACCUGGAAAUUGAAAUAAAUGGAGUGGGUCAAUCUGGGUUGAAUGAAUGUAGUGGGGAGUCAAAUGGUUUUGUAAAGAAAAUUCAGAUUGAUCACAUACCUGCCAAUAAUUGUGCUGGUAUGGAAGUUGAAAAUAGUUGCAACAGGAAACAUGGUCUAAAAGUUGAUGAAGAUGUUGAGGGCAAUGAAGAGAUGAAGAAGAAUUUAACUAGAGCAACUGACACUGAAAAUGGAAAGUUGGAUUGUGAUAUGGUGCAAAAUAUAUUUCUGAAAGGAGUGAGCACCUUUGAUGGUGUAGAAGUACUUGAUAUAUACCAAUGCUCAAGUAAUCUGAUGCAAGCUCGUUUGGAACUUUUUCAGAAGCAGGUAGAAAUUACUAAAGCAUUUCGUGGUGAUGCAAAUGUACGAUAUGCUUGGCUUUCUUCUUCAAAGGGAGAGCUUUCGACUAUAAUGAUGUAUGGGCUUGGUCAUUGUGGACUAGCGACAAACAAGUCCAUAUAUGGCACUGGUGUUCAUCUCACAGCAGCUAGCUUCUCUAACACCUGUGCAAGUUAUUGUGAUGUUGACGAAAACGGGGCACGACACAUGUUAUUCUGUCGUGUCAUAGUGGGAAAUAUGGAGUUACUUCACCCUGGAAGUAAACAAUUCCAUCCCGGUAGCAAGGACUUUGAUAGUGGAGUGGAUGAUCUUCAGGAUCCAAAACAUUACAUUGUCUGGAAUAUGAACAUGAAUACACACAUAUACCCAGAAUUUGUUGUAAGUUUCAAGGUCUCAUCGAAGAGUGAAGGGCAUUUGGUUGGGACUGAGAAUAAGCUUGGUGUUUCCGGGGUUGCGACAUCUUGCCAUGGACCUCAGGGCUUGAUGCAAUUGGAAUCAUCAGCAGUUGACACAGGGAGUGAAAAUCAGCCAAUUUCGGAUUCUGGGAAGUCUCAUGGAAGCAAUGGUCAAAUGGUUUCAAAGUCUGGGAGAUAUCAGGGGGAAACCACUGCUACUGGUUCUACUUCUGAAAGAACCCCUAAAUCCCCUUGGAUGCCUUUCCCUAUGUUAUUUGCUGCUAUUGAAAAUGAAGUUCCUCCCAAAGAUAUGGAACAAAUUAAUAUUCAUUAUGACUUAUUCAGGGCAAAAAAGAUCACCCGUGAUGAAUUUGUGAAAAAAUUGAGGUUGAUUGUGGGAGAUACUUUGUUGAGGUCUACGAUAACGGAGCUUCAAUGCAAGAUACCCUAUAAAAGCCAAGAGUGAACUGGAAGUGCCAAAGACAGGUCCACGCUUUCUCUAGUUGAUGGUAGCAUGCGCCUGUCUCUGAAUCUGGUAUAAUGCCUUCCCAUGAAGUUUCAUAUAUCUGAAAAUAAAGAUUGUUUGAAGCUCGCAUGGUAGUAAUGCGUCGACAUGAAGUAAAUGUUAUCAGGGACCUGGAUAAGGUUUGUAUUUUAGGAACUCGUUAGUAUUUUUUGGGUGAAGUUUAUCUAGGGUUUUAGCUGAAACAUGCUCACUAUAGUUACUUUUGCGAAGACUGGAUUGAUGUUUUUAAUGUGUAUUAUUGC
This is a messenger RNA of Prunus avium (sweet cherry), 2622 nucleotides long. Its product is annotated as inactive poly [ADP-ribose] polymerase RCD1. Gene Ontology annotation, molecular function: NAD+ poly-ADP-ribosyltransferase activity. The record is from RefSeq and is a predicted model, not a curated record. Lineage: Eukaryota; Viridiplantae; Streptophyta; Magnoliopsida; Rosales; Rosaceae.